AUCUACCAACAAAUUUAAGAGAAAGUAAAUCAGUCUGUGUACUUAUUUACUUAGCAUUUUAUUAUAAUUCUUAUGAGAGUGUUACAGCCGUAACGUACGAAUUGCAGCCGCAAUAACAAUUUUUUGUUAUACAAUUAUUGGAAUUGUAUGCCUUUUCUGGAAAGUUGAUCUAUAAAAUUACUGCCGCCGUAUGUCUUCCGAUCCCCGUCGAAGUGGUCGAUUAAAUAAGAUGUCUCAAGAGAAGACCCUAAGAACACGUGAAGCCAGCGUUGAUCCACCUGCCGCUAGUACAGAUAAUGCCGAGUCGUCACAUAGUGAAGAUGAUCAUGAAAAGACUGUUGUACAAAGCGAUGCCAUUGCGGAAAUGAGAGAAGAAAUUCGAAUAUUAAAAAUGUCGUUGGAAAUGUUCAUGAAAAAUUCUGCCUCUCAACCAUCGUACAAAGCCCCUACACCAAAUUUUCUCCCAGGAACGAGUACAGACUUACCUCACUCAAACACAACGCCUACAUCAUCUUCGACGUAUCCUGCCACAAACCAUAAGAUAAGUAUACCAAUUUCUGAAUUUAAUUCAAACUAUAUCACGAGUAUCUGUAUGCCACAGCCAUUGCCAGCGCAAAACACACAUAUACCACCAUCGCCUCAGUAUACCUUUACGCUGUCUCAUCACACAGCAUAUAUGUCGCCUCAUUUAACGCAGCCUUUACCGUCUACUAUGUCACGUCCAACAACAUCAAAUCCUUUGAAUGCUCUAGGAGUUACAACUACACCAUUGCCUGCGGAUCAGCCUACUCUGCACCCUUUUCGUAAAUUGUAUGACCUGCCUGAAUUUAGUGGACAGCCGGAACAAUGGCCAAUGUUUGCCGUGUCUUAUAGGGAAACUACUCAGCACUACAAUUAUACCAAAUUGGAAAAUUUGUUCCGUUUGCAAAAGGCCUUAAAGGGUAAUGCCAAGGCAAAAGUGGAAGCUUACCUUAUUCACCCCGAAAGUGUAGAUCAGGUGAUGAAUACUCUUGAAUUUUAUUAUGGCCGUCCACAUAUUAUGAUUCGUAGUCAAAUUGCUAAAGUAAGAGCAUUCCCUGCCAUUUCGGGAAGAAAAAUAUCGGAUAUUGUAAAUUUUUCUUCCAUGGUCGCGAAUCUUACCAUAUUUUUAGAGAAUGCUGGAGCCACACAACAUCUGUUAAAUCCGACAUUACUCGAAGAACUCGUAAAUAAGUUACCUCUUACAAGGCGUGAGGAAUGGGUGAAAUAUUCAUUGCACAACUUGGGCCAAUACCCAACAGUAAGACAGUUUAGUGAGUGGCUGCAUAAUAUUGCUACUUACAUAUCAAUGGCAACCGAAAUGGAUCCGAGUAGCGAUGAAGUUGUGAAGAACAAAGUAAACAAAUUUAAGCCAGCACUAGCUAUCACAGUCGACGACCGCAGUCAGUUAGGAUGCCUGAUGUGCCAUGUUAAUCAUCAUCUUAGCCAAUGUACAAAAUUUAGGAAUAUGUCUACAGCACAAAGAUGGAAAUUUGUGAAAGAGAACCGGUUGUGUUUUGGUUGCUUAUUACCUGGUCACAGUUCCUUUCAAUGCAAAUCUCGCCGUCGAUGUUGUAUAUCAGAAUCUGGCAGAUAUCAUAAUCGUUUGCUUCACGAAAAAGGGAUCAAAACAAAUCACAAUAAUAAUAAGACAAAUAAGCAAUCGAUUACAGCUGUUAGUGGUGAUACAGCAGAAACACCCGAACAGAAGAAAACGUUAUUUAAGUAUUUGCCAGUACGAUUGAGGGGUCCAAAUGGUAGCGUAGAUAUAGUAACUUUUAUUGAUGAUGGAUCGAAAGUUUGCUAAGGAAAUUGGUUUAGAGGGACCAACCACUAAUUUAUCGCUGGGAUGGAUAGGUGGAAAAAGGUCAAACGAGAUGUCAAUGAAAGUAGAAUUUGAAAUUUGUAAUGUUAAUGAUAACAAUAGUAGCUUUCAUAUGAAGAAUGUUAGAACAACAAAGCAUUUAAAAUUGCCGCCACAAAUAUUACAACUUCAAGCAUUUAAAGAGAAGUUUUCCAAACUUAAAGAAUUUGUCAUUGAUGAAUAUUAUGAAAUAAUACCGAAGUUGCUCAUUGGUUUGCCUCACGUAAGACUGGUUCGUCCUCAACGGCUGAUAAAUUUGGACGAAAGUUUUUCUUUACAUAGAACAGUUUUGGGAGAUAUUCUGUUUGGUUCCAAUGAGGAUAGCAUUGAAUCCAAUCAUGUGUUUCUGAUUGAAUGUGACACUAUGGAUGACAUCAGACAACAGGUGUCAAAAUAUUUUACAUUAGAAAGUUUUGGGAUGAAACCAGUAAAUCCUAUUAUUUCUAAUGAUGAUUUGAGACCCGAAAAAAUAUUGAAGGAUACCACUGUUCUGAAAGGACUAGAAUAUGAAACUGGUCUGGAGACUGGAUAAAUAUAAUUUUAAGGACACUUAUUCACUAGCCUAUAAACGUUUACUAGGUGCCGAAUGUAAGAUGAAAAAAGAUAAUGAUCUGGCUGAAUGGUAUAAAAAUAAGAUAGAAGAAUAUGUAUUAAAAGGGUAUUCCAGAAAAUUAUCAGAGGAAGAAGUCUCCAUUGAAACAUAUCGCACAUGGUAUUUGCCCCAUUUCGUAAUUACAAACGUUAAUAAAGGUAAUAAGAGACGACUGGUCUUUGAUGCAGCGGCUAUAGCAGAAGGUGUAUCAUUUAACUCGAGAUUGCUAAAAGGUCCAGCUACAUAUCAACCCAAGCCGUUACUUUCAAUUUUGUUUAAGUUUCGUCAGAGGAAGAUUAGAGUUUGUGGCGACAUACGUGAGAUGUUUCACCGUGUACUUAUCCGCAAAGAAAAAACGGAUGCCAGAGCCUAUAAAGCAAUUGUAGACUGCCACUAUGUUGACAACUAUGUUGAUAGUUUCGACACAAUUGAUGAGGCUAUUUCCGUCACUAGAUGUGUAAUAAAUAUUCACCAAAAAGCCAAUUUUGAGAUAAGAGGAUUUGUCUCUAAUUCACUGGAGUUUUGUCGUUCUAUAGAAGGACCAGAUUACACAUAAUGAUGACACAUUUUGUUUUAUUUUAAAAUUCUCAACAGUUCCUGAAGCGGUGUUAAAUGGCAGUCGAAAACCUAGUAAACGUGAAGUACUUAGUUUGGUUAUGUCAAUAUUCUAUCCGUUUGGCUUCUUAGCAAACAUUGUUAUAAGGUCCAAAAUAAUAUUACAAGAAUUAUGGAUCUCUAAUGUUGACUGGAGCUCCCCUAUUCCGGAAAAAAUAUAUAAAAAAUGGCAUGAAUGGUACCAUGAACUUAAGAAUGUGCGCAAUAUUAGGAUCUCUAGCUGUUAUGGAGCAAUGUUUUCCGAUCCCGCAACUGCAAUCGAACUUCAUAUUUUCGUGGAUGCAAGCGAAGUCGCUUUUGCUGCUGUUGGUUAUUGGAGAAUGCGGUUAUUAGAUAGUGUUGAGGUGAUAUUUGUUGCUGGGAAGUCUAAGUGUGCCCCUAUAAAACCCCUUUCGAUCCCAAGACUGGAACUACAAGCUGCAGUACUUGGUGUAAGACUAACAAUAACAUUUUGGUCAGAUUCGAGAACAGUGGUGAAGUGGAUUCAGUCAGAUUACCGCGUUUAUAAACAAUUUGUCUCUCAUCGGAUUGCGGAAAUUUUAGAGCAAUCAGAGGUCGACCAAUGGAGAUGGGUUCCUGGGUCCCAAAACCCUGCUGAUGAUGCGACAAGGCCCCAAUAUUUUUCAGGAAAUGUACAGGAAUCUCGAUGGUUAAACGGUCCGUCUUUUUUAAAAUAUGAUGAAACUAAGUGGCCAAAAUUAAGUGGAGAAGCCGAUAAACAAAUAUAUGAAUCUGAGGUGCGAACAAAGUUUUUAUUGUUUAUGGCUGAAGCUCACCCCUUAAUACCGUAUGGAGAAAAAUCUAAGUACUACAAGCUACUGAGAAUAAUGUGUUGGUUUGUUCGGGCCGUUCAAACAUUUAAAUGUUUUGUUACACAUCAAGAUAAAUCUACUUUGAAUUUUAAGCCAUAUAUUACUAUUCAGAAAAUAAAAGAAGCUGAAAUAUUUUGCUGUCAAAUAGCACAGCGAGAAGUUUUCGGAAAUGAGUAUAACGUACUGAAAGCUGGCAAACCUAUAUGCAAAAAGAGCAGUAUAUAUAAUUUGAACCCGUGUAUUAAAGAUGAUGGUUUAUUGCGAAUUUCAGGUCGUAUUAGUAAAGCGACAUGUGUUGGUCUAUCCACUAGAGAGCCCAUUAUUAUGCCCAAGAAUCAUUUGAUCACCAGAUUAAUAGUAAAACAAUUUCAUGGUAAUUUUGUACACCAAAAUCAGGAGGCUAUUUGUGCUGCAAUUCGUAGCAAGUUUUGGAUUCCCAGUUUAAGGCAAUUAGUCAGAAAUGUCAAGAAAAACUGCCAGGAGUGUAAAAAUAGAUCUGCAGCCCCCAAACAUCCAUUAAUGGGUCAAUUGCCCCGUUUUUGGCAUUCCGAUAAGAAUAAGAAGCGAUAGAGGUACCAAUUUCGUUGGAGCCAGUAAAGAAGACUUCGUGAAAAUUGAAACGGAGUUGGGUGAUACGCGUCGAGGCAUUGAAUGGGUAUUUAAUACCCCGGCUGAUCCCUCAGCAGGUGGUGUCUGGGAAAGGAUGGUCCGCUCAGUGAAGAAUGUGUUGUCGUUCACUCUAAAGGAAAAAUCGCCACAACUUGAUACAUUGAAUAGCCUAUUAAUUGAAAUGGACUCACGUCCAUUGACGCAUCUACCUAUUGACAGCUCAGAUAGUGAACCGCUUACUCCGAAUAAUUUUUUGAUCGGAUCUCCUAACAUUGUGCAAACCCCUGCAGUGGACGAGAAGGUUUGUCUCCGGAAGCAGUGGCAAAUUUUACAGCAGCUUAAACAGACAUUCUGGAAGAGAUGGGUUCUGGAAUAUUUUCCCGAUUUAACAAGGCGUACAAAAUGGUAUCAACCAGUAAAACCAUUGCAAGUAGGCGAUGUUGUGAUUAUAUGCGAUAAGACCGAGGAACGUGGCAAAUGGAAGCGUGGCGUGAUAGAGGAAGUCAGUACAGCGGCUGAUGGGCAAGUUCGAUCAGCGAUGGUUAAAACUUCAAAUGGAAGAUUACGACGUCCUGCUUCAAAACUAGCCGUGCUCGAUGUGGUGUGAGUCUCCCUGAUCGACUCACGGGCGGUGGAUUGUUAUGAAUUAAAUGUGAUCUGAAUGCAUUUUAAGUAUAUUUAACUGAAAUAAUUAGUUUUAUUAUCGUAUUUUUAAAAUUGGUGAAUUUGAAUAUUUGUAUAUGUAAACAUUGUCAUGUUAGUUAUUUACACGUCUAGUGUUUUCGUUUUAUUUUACCAUUUACACGUCUAGUGUUACCAUCUUUAUACAUUAAUUACUUGUAAAGUGUAAACCAUGUCUUCAGUUACAUUUUGAUAUUACAUUGCAACAUUGUUACUUUGAUACAACGAUUCGACUGCGAACAUUCUUUCUAGAAAAUUCGCCAGGAAAAUAGAAUUGUGUUCUGUUGCAAAUGGAACUCUGGAAAAUGUGCAACUACUGAUACGGAAAUACGAUAUUAUGCCACUUUUAAGAAGAGAACUUUCACAAACUCCAAAAAACAAAUACAGCGUGGAAAUAUGUUUAAGAACCUUAUGUUCGAUAUUCCGGCAGUUUCCAUUAACGAUUUCAACAUUUUUUGAUGACACCUGUACUUUACCAAACUUUUUAAUUUUCAAGGACGGACAUUGUUGGACACACUUAAUUCAUUUAUUUCACGGUCAUUUUCUGCGGAAAUACAACUAUGUGCUGCGAAAUGUAUUACGUAUAUAUACAGAUCCGGAACUCUACUUUCGUCUGACUUUAGGAUAUUACAUAGAACUCUUCCUUGUUUAAUUCGUUUGUGUUCCGAGAAUUUUAAAUGUUCUAUUAGGGCUUCUGCAGCUGAAACUUUGUCAUAUUUGAUUGAGAUCGAUGCAGAACUCCAGAAGACAGCUGCAAUUUGUAACCACUUAUUACGAUCAUUAUUUCAACUUAUUAAAAUAAAUAAUGCGGAAACGAAGCUCGCAGCUUUAAAAUGCUUGGCCGCCUUAGGAGCAAAUGAUGAAUCUAUUCGAAAGCGAAUUGUCAAUACAAAUAAUUUAAUAAAUGAUAUAAUGGAAAAUUUGAACAGCUGGGAAAUUCAGGACCACACCAUUUGGGAACCACUACUUGAUAUUAUAAAUAAUGAUCCUUCUAUAGAGCUUCUUGUUGUAGUAAUUGCCACGCUUUGCAAUCUUCUUCUUGAAUUUUCUCCAGCAAAAAUGGAACUUAUUA
Molecule: messenger RNA, 6263 nt
Organism: Lucilia cuprina (Australian sheep blowfly)
Lineage: Eukaryota; Metazoa; Arthropoda; Insecta; Diptera; Calliphoridae
Product: armadillo repeat-containing protein 8-like
Exons: 5
Coding region: 191-1825 (544 amino acids)
Biological process (GO): proteasome-mediated ubiquitin-dependent protein catabolic process
Cellular component (GO): GID complex
Molecular function (GO): protein binding
Source: RefSeq, a predicted model, not a curated record